This is a messenger RNA of Cucumis melo (muskmelon), 3583 nucleotides long. RefSeq lists its product as uncharacterized. The coding region runs from base 604 to 3003 and encodes 799 amino acids. Lineage: Eukaryota; Viridiplantae; Streptophyta; Magnoliopsida; Cucurbitales; Cucurbitaceae. The transcript has 15 exons. The record is from RefSeq and is a predicted model, not a curated record.
CAGGCUCAAUGCGGCCCAGCUGCAGGCCAAUCCAAUUUCCAUCCACGCGGCGUCGUUUUCACUUCCAACCAUUUCUCCCCACUUUGACCGACAUUCCUCCUCCCUAGACCCUCCUACUUCGGAUCUCUUCCUCCUCCUCCUCUCCACUUUUCCCUCCGCUCUUCCGCCGCCUCCUCCUCCUUCCUAACCGCCGCCCACCGACGGAAGACCGCGGAGGCUUUCGAGCAUCCUCGGCACGUAUCCUCAUUCACUCAGUCCUUGAUUGCUGUGCGAUCUGGCGAUAGAUCCGAGGAUCUGAACCUUUUCUCGCCUAAUAAACUAAGGUCUCGAUUCCUGUCUACAUCUUUAUCUGGUUGUUGAUGAUCCCAUAGCUCUGACUGAACUAGAAUUUGGAAAAUCGGUGGCUGCUACGUAGCUUAUAACUACAACUUAUUCCUCAUUUUACCAAAGGUUUUCAAUUCUGAAGAGAGGACUGUGAAGUGAACAGGGGAUUUAUUGUUAUAGGCGGAGUGACAGGAAGCUAGGACAAUGUGGGAGGGUUGGAUUUGAUCACGUAUAGCACUUGAUGAAGAGGGAUACGAACGUUGCAUUGGUGAGCCACGCAUGUUCCAUAAUCUAGGGUGGUUCAUUGGUCUAAAUUAUCAAGUGCGGUCGGUGAAGAAGCCACCUGAUGCAAAGCCACGUCUGGCCAAAGUCAAGCCGGUGGCUAUGUUGGACACUGUACAGGAAAUUGCCAUUUACAUUCAUAGGUUUCACAAUCUCGACCUUUUCCAGCAGGGAUGGUAUCAAAUUAAACUUACCAUGAGAUGGGAAGACAGCGAGUAUACAUCCGUUGGAACACCAGCUAGAGUUGUUCAGUAUGAAGCUCCAGAUCUGGGAUCCGGUAAUAGUUAUGGAGUAUGGAAGAUUGACGAUACAGACAACAGUUUCUCUACACAGCCUUUCAAGAUCAAGUAUGCAAGGCAGGAUAUACUUCUGUCAAUAAUGAUCUCAUUCAAUUUCCCCCUUGUGAAGUACGAGGCUCCAUCCACUUCUGCCGUUAUUUUGAAGUUUGAGCUCAUGUAUGCUCCAAUAUUGGAGGCUGGACCAGAAUUGCAGGCUUCUUUGGAUGCUUCUCCUGCUGCAGUACAUGAAUUUCGAAUUCCUUCUAAAGCUCUACUAGGAUUACAUUCGUACUGUCCAGUACAUUUUGAUGCAUUCCACGCAGUGCUCGUUGAUGUAAGCAUUCACAUUUGCUUACUACGUUCUUACACUCCAGGAAAAAGAUCCAGUGAACUACACAAGGAAAAUCUUGCUGCGAGACAUUUUGAUCCACAAAAUCAGGUAGGAGCAUCACGGGAUGAGAAAGAUGUCACACUUAUUAAAGCAUUAUUGACUGCUCGUGAUAUUCUACUUGAGGAGUUUCAAAAUCUUAGCAAAGCUAUUGACCAAACCGUUGAUUUUACUGAUUUUAUAUCUGGAAUGGAUGAUACCAAGUAUGUUGAUGUUUUGAUUCCUUCGAAAAGGGAUAAUGUAAAGGGUGAAGCGGCAGGACAAGGCAAUCCACAAAACGGCCUCGAGAGGACUAACGGUGGUGAUCAAUUGCACCAAAGAGCAGGUAGUCAUAUGUCACACCGUUUUCACUCACUGGGUGAUCAACUCUUGUAUUUAUGGAGCACCUUUUUGAAGUUCCACAGGGCUAACAAAACAAAGAUUCUAGAAUAUCUACGGGAUGGAUGGGCAAAGGACAGGCGAGCUGAGUGGUCAAUAUGGAUGGUUUACUCUAAAGUCGAGAUGCCUCAUCACUACAUUAAUAGUGGAAGUGAGGAACCUUCGAACCUUGCCAUCCGUAGAAGCACUGUUCAUAAAAGAGUUUCUAGUCUGUGGAAGUUGGCAGAUGAUCCUGCCCAAACUGCAGCUAUGAGAGCUGAGCUUCAUCGUCGAAGUAUUUUACAAAUGAGGAUAAAUAAUAGAUGUAUCCAAGAUCUGCAUAUAUUUAGAGAUCCUUCCCGAAUCCCUAUUGUAAUCAUUGAGCGUGUCAUGAAUGCUCCUCGACGUUCAAUUAGUGAAAAUUCAUACUUGAGGCGUUUUGACAUGAUAGAUGCUAUUGGGAAGGACAGUGGGCCAAGUUCUGAAGCCGUAGACAAGCUGCCUGGCUCUGUAACAGAAAGGAGUGGUCGCAUUUUGAAGAUAGUUGUCUUCGUGCAUGGAUUUCAGGGUCACCAUCUUGAUUUAAGGCUUGUUCGGAAUCAAUGGCUUUUAAUAGAUCCCAAAAUUGAAUUUCUUAUGUCUGAAGUAAAUGAAGAGAAAACUUCUGGAGACUUCAGAGAAAUGGGACUAAGGCUGGCACAAGAGGUGAUUUCUUUCGUUAAAAAGAAAAUGGAUAAAGCAUCAAGAUAUGGGAAUUUACAGGAUAUUAAAAUUAGCUUUGUUGGACACUCCAUUGGAAAUGUUAUUAUAAGAACUGCAUUAUCAGAAAGCAUCAUGGAGCCAUAUCAUCGUCAUCUUUAUACCUAUGUUUCAAUAUCUGGUCCACAUUUGGGUUACCUUUACAGCUCAAACUCGUUAUUUAACUCUGGCCUGUGGCUUUUGAAGAAGCUCAAGGGCACUCAGUGUAUUCAUCAGCUGACUUUUACUGAUGAUCCGGAUCUACAAAAUACAUUCUUCUACAGGCUGUGUAAGCAAAAGACGUUGAACAAUUUCAAGCACAUAAUCCUGUUCUCAUCUCCACAGGAUGGCUAUGUUCCGUAUCACUCUGCCCGGAUUGAAUUGUGUCAGGCAGCUUCAAUAGACAACUCAAGAAAAGGAAAGUUAUUCCUUGAUAUGCUGAACGAUUGUCUGGACCAAAUACGUGCCCCUUCCUCUGAACAGAGAGUGUUCAUGCGUUGUGAUGUGAACUUUGACACCUCUGCUUAUGGCAAGAAUUUGAACACAAUUAUUGGACGGGCAGCUCACAUUGAGUUCUUGGAAUCUGACUUUUUUGCUAGAUUCAUAAUGUGGUCUUUCCCAGAGUUAUUUAGAUGAUUGUCACAAAGAAUAGGGCUACCUACGAUAUGUCCCCCUGAUCUUGUCUUUUCCAGGGUCAUUUAAUAUAUACUAUCCACGGCUUCCUCACCCUUAUCUCCAAAGCAGCACCAGGAUCAACAAUGGAAAUGAAAGUUUUUUGGCUUAUUGGGUUCUAUCAUUUUACACAUGGGAUAGGGAGAUUCAUGGAGCUGGAAGCAUCAUCUGAAGUACUGCAAAAUAAUUAUUCAGCAACGAGGAGUUAUAUCGUCCUUGUUAGGCCAAAUGAGAGUAGGAUAAAAAUCCUUGUUCAUAAUCAAAAAUCAAGUUAUUGCUCUGCUUUGGUAUAUAGACUAGUGGGGAAGUGAGGAGCUAAUACUGCUAUUGUCAUUGUAUGCUUUUGUUCCCCAUUCCUAUCUAGACAUGGAAUGCAGGCUGAUGCGGUUAGAUGCUGCUUGCAUCUAGCCUUGCGUUUAGUUGACUUGGUACGUAUGUAUGUCUUUAAUCUAUCAAUUUGGCCGUUAUUGUCUUUGAUGCAGCUUCCAGAUUGAUCUUGAUUGAUAAUGGAAUGUGGAGGAGACUCGCCUAACAAUUUUCGGUA